Rotaria sordida is the source of this 423-nucleotide messenger RNA. NCBI's taxonomy places the organism in Eukaryota, Metazoa, Rotifera, Eurotatoria, Philodinida, Philodinidae. The record is from the annotation of a GenBank genome assembly.
AUGAAAUUUAUAUUUUUUAUAUAUUUAGUAAAAAUCAUUUUUAAUUCAUUCAAUCUAUCUUAUGGUGAUACACCAAUAACUACUGAUUCUGGUUCGAACAUAGUUGCUGCAUUUAAAAUUACAGAUGAAACAAGAUUAUCUUGUAUGGCCCAUCGAUGUAAUACAGUACUUGAAACAGCGUGGGAUGAAACAAUAAAAACACACAAAGAUGCUGAAAUUUUUUGCAGUUGUGUGAAAGAUUGGAGAAAAUUUAUUAAUCAAACCAGUGGAAUACAAGAUAAAUUACCGAAAUCAAUUAAAUGUAAUAGUGGAACUCCACUAUGGAGAUCUUAUUUUAAAGCGCACGAUUCAUUGAGUACUUCAUUUACGGCAUUAACUCAAAUUUUAAUGCACGAAAUGAACAACAUCGUAUUUUUAAAUUAA